AAAUAUAUCCAGGGGUAAUCUCCCUUCCUUAAAAAAAUGGCGGCGAGCGGUGAUCGAAUUUGAACAAAGAAAAACACAUGCUGUAUGCUCUCUGACUCUCAAUACGUGUAGAUGAAAUAAGCGACAUGAUGAGAGCUGACACCAGAUGACUGCAUGAUUAUGUACAUUAUUUUGUAAGAAAUACAGAAGUACGAAAUCGGACAGUUGGCACAACUUCCAAAUAGUAACAUUGAAGUAAAGUGACACUUUCUUGACUCAAGUUUUAAAUAGACAAGCUCUUUUGAGAAUGUUUCUGCUAUGGUUUUAAUGCUGUUGAGAGAAUAACCAAAGACUAACUGAUAGAUAUCAGGCCUUCCGACAGAAGCAAUCACCAUGGCAAAACCAGAUAUGGAUGUGAUCAAGGAGAUUCCAGGUUAUAAGGUUAUACUGAAGGCGGUGCUGAAAAGCCAGAUACAACAACUGGUGGAACAGUUGGCCAGCACAACAGAUGAAGAAUCUGUUAUUCUUACAGCCAGUGUUGCAGAUGGCACUCUAUGUCACCUGGGCUCGGACUCAGGCAAGGUUUUCCUGGAAGACCAUGAGGACAUCAAGUCCCAGUUCCUGGGUUUCUGUCUUAAAAGACAUCAUAAAAAGAAACAAGAGAAGGAGAGACAGGAAGCUCAAGAAAGAGAAGAGGCUCUUGCCCGUAGUAUGGCCCCAACAACCCCACCUAGGUACGGAGGUCCGAGAUUCAUGCCUCAGAGGUCACCCAGGUAUCCUUCACCUCAGCAUGGAUUACACCCUGUGGCACUGAGUCGAGUCUCCCCAGGAGGGAGAAUGAGGAGCCCUGGUGCUAGGCAUCAGCCCUAUCCAAUGGCACGCCCACCGAGACCAUCUUUGAACUUCGACCAACAGGGCCAGGUACCAGGACCCGGUCCAAGAACAGGAAAUAGAAUUGAAGGUCAGGUGAUUAAAAUUGAACCAGACGAUGAAGACGAAAAAUCCAAUCAAAGUGUUAAUGAUUCAGUUCAAACACCUACUAGUGCAAGUGUUCCAGGAAAUAGUGAACCUCCCUCACCCUCCACCAAACCCUCCACACCCUCACAAACUCAAGGACAACAAGCAUCUGAUAACGAUGAUGCUAAAUCAGAAUCAUCCACAUCAACCAUUCCAAAUGAAGCAUCAGAUCUCAAAUUAAGUGACACUGCCCCACCAGGGGGUCUUAGUCUGGACUCGGAUUUAUCAAACUUAAUAUCGGCAUCUACAUCAGUUUGUGACUCAAAUGUUGAACAGCCGGCAACUUCACACGACUCUGCAAGUGAACCUCAAACCCCAACUGGGCUGGACCCAAAUAUUAGUGUUAAACUUGAAGCAGUGGCUGAUUCAGAAAUGGAUUUAGAAAUUACAGGUGUGGAGUUAGGUCAGACUUCUAUGCAAGAGCAAAUGAGCUCCCAGGAAUGGAUGUCAAAUGUUCAAAAUGUUAUGCAGGGAGCUACAGGAAGUUCUGCAGAUAUGGCUAGUCAACAAAGUUACAGAAGCAUGAAAGGAGGUUCCAGUGAAAUGAAUAGCUUCCUGUCAUCAAUGGACACGUCAGCGCUACAAAUAGCCCAGACUAUAGAACGAUUCCGAUGCCAGUUAUGUAAUAAAGUAAAUGGAACGAAAGCUGCUUUAGAGAGGCAUAUGUUCACUCAUACUGGGGAAAGGAAAUAUGUGUGUUCAUACUGUAGAAAGUCCUUCACAAUCUCUAGUAGUCUAUAUAGACAUAUCAGGUCAUUGCAUGACCGAGAUUUUGUUCCUAAGUAAAACCUUGCUCUUUGUUGAAACAUCUGACAUCUUGUAUGGGUGAAAAGUUUUUUAAGUCAUAACGACAGGGUAAGCAACGUGUCUGUGGUUACAUAGGGCUUGACUGAAAUGCUGUGGGCUUUUUUAUAAUGUAUUCCUGUAAAAUUUAAAAUCUUAUUUUGGAUACAUUCCUUUUGAACUUUGUAGUGUGUAUAUGUAAAAUAAAAAUAAUUUUGGUACUUGCCAGCUCCAUAUAAAACUAAUAGAAGACAUUCAUCAUUUGUUGCAACAUUGACUUGUGAGAAAGGAUUUGCCUUUUGUAAAAAGUAAACAAUGAAUUUUUUGGUUCCGAGACAUUUAUUCCAGAAAACCUCAAAUCGGGAUUCUGACUUGCACAAUAGAACAUAGUCAGAAUAUUUCAACUUGAUCCAAAACAGUACUUCAUCAGAUAGGAGGAAUGUUGAUAGAUUUGAAAAGAGAAAACUAUUAUUAGUAGAGAAACUGUUGUUUGUAAAUACUGAUUUCGUGUCAGUUUAGACUUGUAUUUAUGUCUUCAUUAGUUUCUUGGGCUUCAAUGAUUGAUAAUCCGCCAGCUUUAGUUCUUUUGGAAGUAAAACUUGUUAAGUGCUUGUUUAAGAAAACCUUACGAUGUGAUUUAUGUUUGACUACUUUCCUAGUGGUAAAAUACCUAAUCCAAAUCAAUACUAUUCACAUGUGACAUGUGUUAAAGGCUCAUAAUGCCUUAGUUUAAAAUGCGGCUGCCACAUUUUCCAUUAUGAACAUUAUAAAUACAUUAAUUUCUUGUUAAAUCCUAUUUCUGAUAUUUUCUUUUAAUGGUAGAUAUUAACGUUGAGUUAGUAUUUUAAAACUUUUGUUACUUGCUUCUCAAAAAGUACAUUAUCUGACGACGCGAAUCUGUAGAAAUUGUAAUUAACAUGAUUUUAUGAAUUGUGAAUCUGGCGUUUUAUUUUUGCAUUCACCCAGUAAAACUUAAGUUAUGUAUUAGGUAUUUUAAAAAUUAUGUCACACUCUCCUUUCAGGAAACAUUAAACUUUGCAGAAUGUUGGUCAGCGUGACUGUGAAAUUUUGCACAUAGGGUUUAAGGUUGAGGUAACCUUAACUGGAAAUAGACCAUUUCUAUAAAUAGAGAAAACUUCAUCUUGUCAGCUCAGUAAUUUCGUCUAAUUUGAAAUAUCAAAAUAAAGAUUGGGUUACCAUUGAUAGCUUACAGAAAGCUAGGAUUGUGAUCAUAUAUAGGAACACUGUAUUUUCUGGCUAAUUUUCAAGUUCUGCCUAGGUUUUGGUCUAAGCUACCUUUUGAUCGCUUUCACUGGCGGCAACAACAAAUGUAUCACCAUUGAACUUACAUGUGUUGCCCUGCUCAAAAUGAAUGAAAUUGGACAGACAUGAUAUUUAUUGUGUUUUUAGCUCACCUGAGUACAAAAUGCUCAAAGGUGAGCUUUUGUGAUUGCCCUUUGUCCGUCGUCGUCCGUCCGUCCGUCGUCAACAAUUUGACAAUUAACACUCUAGAGGUCACAUUUUUGGCCCAAUCUUAAUGAAACUUUGUGAGAAUGUUACCCUCAAUAAAAUCUUGGACGAGUUCGAUAUUCGGUCAUCUGGGGUCAAAAACUAGGUCACCAGGUCAAAUCAAAGGAAAAGCUUGUUAACACUCUAGAGGUCACAAUUUUGGUCCAAUCUUAAUGAAACUUGGUCAGAAUGUUACCCUCAAUAAAGUCUUGGACGAGUUCGAUAUUCGGUCAUCUGGGAUCAAAAACUAGGUCACCAGUUCAAAUCAAAGGAAAAGCUUGUUAACACUCUAGAGGUCACAUUUUUGGCCCAAUCUUAAUGAAACUUGGUCAGAAUGUUACCCUUAAUAAAAUCUUGGACGAUUGUGAUAUUGGGUCAUCUGGGGUCAAAAACUAGGUCACCAAGUCAAAUCAAAGGAAAAGCUUGUUAACACGCUAGAGGUCACAAUUUUGACCCAAUCUUAAUGAAACUUGAUCAGAAUGUUAUCCUUAAUAAAGUCUUGGACGAGUUCGAUAUUGGGUCAUCUGGGGUCAAAAACUAGGUCACCAGGUCAGAUCAAAGGAAAAGCUUCUUAACACUGUAGAGGCCGCAUUUUUGACUGUAUCUUCAUGAAACUUGGUCAGAAUGUUAAUAUUGAUGAUCUUAAGGUCCAGUUUGAAUCUGGGUCAUGUAGGAUCAAAAACUAGGUCACCCGAUCAAAUCAAAGGAAAAGCUAGUUUACACUGUAGAGGCCACAUUUCUGGCCAUAUCUUAAUGAAACUUGGUCAAAAUGUUAAUCCUAACAUGUUAAUGAUCUAUAGCUCAAAGUUCAAAUCUGGGUUAGGUGGGGUCAAAAACUAGGUCACCAGGUCAAAUCAAAGGAAAAGCUUGUUAACACUCUACAGGCCAUAUUUGUGACUGUAUCUUCAUGAAACUUAGUCAGAAUGUUAACCUUGAUGGUAUUUAGGACAAGUUUGAAUCUGGGUCAUGUUGGGUCAAAAACUAGGUCACCAGGUCAAAUCAAAGGAAAAGUUAGUUAACACUUUAGAGGCCACAUUUAUGAUAAUGUCUUAAUGAAACUUGGUCAGAAUGUUAAUCUUGAUGAUCUUUAGACCAAGUUUAAAUCUGGGUCUGGUGGGGUCAAAAACUAGGUCAAAUCAAAGGAAAAGCUUGUUAACACCCAAGAGGCCACAUUUAUGACUGUAUCUUCAUGAAAUUUAGUCAGAAUGCUAAACUUGAUUAUCUUUAGGUCAAGUUCGAAUCUGGGUCAUGUCUGGUCAAAAACUAGGUCACGGGGUCAAAUCAAAGGAAUAGCUAGUUUACACUUUAGAGGCCACAUUAAUUAAAUAUCUUAAUGAAACUUGGUCAGAAUGUUAAUCUUGAUGAUCUUUAGGUCAGUAGGUCAGGUGAGCGAUACAGGGCAUUCAUGGCCCUCUUGUUUAUACUUUAACAUUGUUUUUGCCGUGUAAAUAUAAAUAAAACUGUUGUUUACAUAUAGUUAAAAAAAGAUUACAAAAAAUAACAAUCAGCUUUUGUUGCUACUUGAUGCAUGUUGAAUGUGCUUGACGUCUUGUAUAACUUGUAUCCUCUUGAAAAGAAGUAUUGAUUUCAAUAAAGAUAACUGGAAAGUUUA
Mercenaria mercenaria is the source of this 4900-nucleotide messenger RNA. RefSeq names its product zinc finger protein 768-like. Gene Ontology annotation, molecular function: RNA polymerase II cis-regulatory region sequence-specific DNA binding; DNA-binding transcription factor activity, RNA polymerase II-specific; histone deacetylase binding. The coding region runs from base 373 to 1782 and encodes 469 amino acids. The transcript is spliced from 5 exons. Gene Ontology annotation, cellular component: nucleus; cytoplasm. The record is from RefSeq and is a predicted model, not a curated record. NCBI's taxonomy places the organism in Eukaryota, Metazoa, Mollusca, Bivalvia, Venerida, Veneridae. Gene Ontology annotation, biological process: regulation of transcription by RNA polymerase II; cell fate commitment; embryo development.